UCUGCACAACCGUGGGUAACAUUGCACAACCCAAAUCAAAGAUACUUUACUCUCUAGCAGUUAAAAAUUUGAAUUACAACUUCAUAACACUUUUGAAGUCAGCUUUAUAUUCUAGUUUUAAUUCAAAAGUAAUGUAAAAUAGUAAUUUUAACGAAAUUUCUUUCUACACAAGUAACUUUACUUAAACAUAGAAAAAAGCCACGUAAAUAAUUUCUUGCAACUUUUAUCUGUUAAUCACAUCAUAAUUAAACCCCAAGAUGUCAAGUUGUUACAAAGCUAGAAAAUAUAAAGACUAUACAAGUAAUGACUUAUCCAAAUGUCUUGAAGAGGUUAAAUGUAAAAAGCUGACACAAAAUAAAGCUGCUGCUAAAUAUGGUAUCAGUCGAAGAACGAUUUGUUACAAAUUAAAAGGAAAACACAACUUAAAACCUGGUAAACCAUACUUCUUUUCCAAAUUUGAGGAGGCUGCUUUUGUGAAGUGUUCUAUUCAAUUAAGUGAUUUUGGAUUUCCAAUCGGUAAAGAAGAUUUACGUCAUAUUAUGAAUAAUUAUCUAAUUAGUUCAGGAAAAAAAGUAAAAGAGUCUAAAAUCUUUCCUGGGCCUGAUUUAGUUAAUUCAUUUUUACAAAGACAUCCACAGCGUACAAGUAAAUUUGUGCCAAACUUAAAAAAAUCUCUAGCAAUAGUUAAUGAAGGAAUUUUAAAAGAUUAUAUUCAGCAAUUAUCAAUAACUGUACAAAAUGUACCUCUAAGCAACAUAUAUAAUUACGAUGAAACAAAUUUGACUGAUGAUCCAGGGUCAAAAAAAUGCUUGGUAAAAAGAGGUAAUAAAUAUCCAGCAAAUAUAAGAAACACUUCAAAAACAAGUAUUUCUAUUAUGAUAUCAGGUAAUGCUGCAGGUGAAGUUCUACCACCUUUUGUAGUUUAUAAAGCUGUAAAUCUGUAG
Messenger RNA from Hydra vulgaris (swiftwater hydra), 944 nucleotides. RefSeq names its product jerky protein homolog-like. Gene Ontology annotation, cellular component: nucleus. Gene Ontology annotation, molecular function: DNA binding. The record is from RefSeq and is a predicted model, not a curated record. Lineage: Eukaryota; Metazoa; Cnidaria; Hydrozoa; Anthoathecata; Hydridae.